Molecule: messenger RNA, 2079 nt
Organism: Diaporthe citri
Lineage: Eukaryota; Fungi; Ascomycota; Sordariomycetes; Diaporthales; Diaporthaceae
Exons: 3
Coding region: 1-2079 (692 amino acids)
Biological process (GO): transmembrane transport; chloride transport
Cellular component (GO): Golgi apparatus; early endosome; membrane
Molecular function (GO): voltage-gated chloride channel activity
Source: RefSeq, a predicted model, not a curated record
AUGAACAAUCAUCGUGAAAACCGACACGCUCCCGCCGAGACUUCGACACUGCUCGGUGCCCCCUCGACAGCACGCACGGAAGGCGACGUAGAAUCCCAGCUCCCCAGCGCCAUCUCCAAGGACGAACAGGGCCUGCAUCUCUCCUCGAAGUCUAUCGGCGAGCGCCUCCCGUACAAUGAUUACACCACCAUAGACUGGCUCCACGACCUCGUCAAGGACAGCGCCCGGCACCGAGCGCUGCACCACCGACCAGGCCUCAGGGGCAACCGGUUGGUGCUGUGGUGGGACGCGGCCCAAGGUUGGGUGGCUGCGUUCAUCAUUGGCGUAUUGACCGCCGGCGUGGCGUUCCUCGUGGACGUCAGUGUAGCGAGUGUCGCAGACUGGAAAGAAGGGAGAUGUGCCGGCGGCGCCGGCUGGUGGCUGGAUCGCGAGCGGUGUGGUGACGGCGCGUGGAGGCCGUGGUCUGCCUCCCGGGGGACAGCAUACGGGAUAUAUGUCUGCGUUGCUCUUUUCUAUGGGCUGAUCGCUGGUGGUGUCACGAUGCUCACCAAGGCAACCCUACCAGCCGCAGACAGUGGUGAUUCUGAUGGUGGCACCGGGGGAGGCGAGCCCCCUGCCGAGGUCCAAUUCACCGAGACUACGACUGGCAAGUCCAUGUACAUGGCUGCUGGAAGCGGCAUCCCAGAGAUCAAGACGAUCCUGUCAGGCUUCGUCAUUCCUCACUUCCUCGAUUUCAAAGUGCUUGUUGUCAAGGCCAUGGGUGCCGUUUUCGCUGUCGGUACGGGCAUGAACUUGGGCAAGGAAGGGCCAUUUGUGCACAUAUCUACUUGUGUCGGAUAUCUGGUCGCCAACUGGUUCCCUAAGUACCGUGGAAAUGGCAGGAAGAUGAGAGAGAUGCUCAGUGUCUCGUGUUCUUCGGGUUUGUCUGUCGCAUUUGGGGCACCGAUUGGCGGUGUGCUCUUCAGUUACGAGGAAAUCAGCACGUACUUUCCCCGUCCCGUGCUGUGGAAAGCGUUCCUCUGCUCGCUCGUCGCAGCCGCCACCCUCAAGGAGCUCAACCCAACGGCGACGGGGAAGCUCGUUCUUUUCGAGACGAACUACGGCGUCAACUACGACGCCGUCCACUAUAUCGUCUUCAUCCUCCUGGGGAUCUGCGGUGGUAUCUUCGGGGGUGUCUUCUGUCAGGCAAACUUUCGGUGGUCCAAGGUCUUCCGGAAAUAUUCGGUCAUCAAAGAUCACCCAGUAUUUGAAAUAUUUCUGGUUGUGUUGUUGACAUCUGUUUUACAGUAUCCAAAUAGACUGAUCAGGUCGACGGGCGAUGUAGUCAUGGCCGAGUUGUUGGUCGACUGCAAUGAGCCGGAAGACGUGGAAAUGUCGUAUGUUUGCGAGAUGGAGGCGCUGCAGGACAAAUCUGGGUAUUAUAUGUGGCUAGCAACUGGUGCGCUGGUCAAGCUGCUACUCAUGAUCAUCACCUUCGGCUGCAAAGUCCCCUCGGGAAUCAUCAUACCUGCUCUGGAUGCUGGUGCCUUGUUCGGGCGGAUGGUUGGCCAGGCCCCCUUCCUCUUUGACUCCAUCUCUCCAGGCAUUUUCGCAAUGGUCGGCGCAGCAGCAUUUCUUGCCGGUGUCUCUCGGAUGACAGUCAGUCUCGCGGUCAUCAUGUUCGAGCUCACCGGUGAAGUGAAUUUCAUCCCACCUUUCAUGGUGGCUAUUCUUACUAGCAAAUGGGUUGCCGAUGCCAUAAGCGGGGAGAGCGUGUAUGAUCUGAGCCAGCACCUGCUGGGGCACCCAUAUCUGGAUGCUGAGCAUUCAUUGACAAAGGAGCACGUGGAAGGUGCCAAUGAAGACGGGACUGGGUAUGAUGAUAUGGCUGACCUCUUCAGAGGGCCAAUCUCGGACUUUGUCAAUCGCACCCCCUUGACCAUCCCGUCUACUGCACCGGUUGAGUAUGCCGUGGAGAUGUUUGGCAAGCUGGGGCUGCGGUAUCUAGUCAUUGUCGAGAAGGAUACCGCCAAAGUGCUCGGGGUGGUCAUCAAGAAGCGGUUGGUGAAGUAUCUGGACGAAUUGAAAGGCACACGGUGA